This is a messenger RNA of Rotaria sp. Silwood1, 1389 nucleotides long. Lineage: Eukaryota; Metazoa; Rotifera; Eurotatoria; Philodinida; Philodinidae. The record is from the annotation of a GenBank genome assembly.
AUGGCAACAGAAAAAGUUCGCAGAGGAGUUACCCAACUAAUUGAUAAACAACGAACAGUAAUGAUAAAACAACUUAAUUCAAUAAAAACAGAAAUUGAUUCUCAUCAAAAAGAUCAAAAUUUUAACGAAAUUGAUAUUGAUCAACUUAAUCAAAAAAUCAAUGAAAUACAAGAAACGCUUCGACAGUUUAUUGAAAAAGGUGUAAAUAAAGCCAUUAUUGUUGAUCAUGACAAAAUUGAUUGGGAUCGAGUAAUUUACGUUCAAGAAGAUCUAGAAAGCGAUAUAGCAAUGUUUAAAGAUUUUAUUGAUGGAAUAAAACCUGGUGAAAUAAUAGAAAAACCAUGGCAAUUUGAUGAAAAUCGACCUGAUAUCAAACCGAUACCUAUCAAAGAUUCAUCUACUGAUUAUGAUUGUUGGGACGAGGAUCAUGUUCGUAUGCCUUGCUCAAAACAUUAUGCAUAUGUAUAUUCUAAUGAUAAACGUGCUCGUUUCAUGUAUGAUACUCUUCCUAAGAUUUGUAACCUUGCAUUGAACCUGAAGUUAGUUUGCACUCAGUCACCACCUUUGUUAAAAAUUGGAACAAAUCGUUCAGUUACUAUGUCACAAGAACAAGCAGCAGCAUUGUUAGCUUGUGCAUUUUUCUGUUUAUUUCCAUAUCGGACUUAUCCGUCCGCAAAAAAAGAAUAUGAACAUUUUCAAGAUCCAAAUUUUGAAACAUUAUAUCGAGAUGUACGUCAAAACAAAAUCGAAAAACUCAAGUGUAUUUUACAUUAUUUUAAUCGUGUUACAGAACAUAUGCCAAAUGGUGUAAUAACUUUUCAACGUGUUGCAUUACCCAAACAUCGUUUCCCAUCGUGGCAUGAACUAAACACAGGUCUCUGUGAUCUGACCAUGACAACAGGUAAAAAAAUUGAAGAUAUCAAGAACGUAUUACAAGUUGAUUUUGCCAAUAAAUAUAUUGGAGGUGGCGUUUUAGGUGGCGGCUGUGUACAAGAAGAAAUUCGUUUCACUAUCUGCCCUGAAAUGCUAGUUAGUUUACUUGUUUGUGAAGUCAUGGACAACAAUGAAUGUAUCUUUCUUAUUGGUUGUGAACGCUAUUCAUCAUACAAAGGCUAUGCUGAUUCAUUUGAAUACGCUGGAGAUUAUCAAGAUAAUACACCCAGAGAUGGUUGGGGUCGGAAAUGGUGUCAUGUAAUAGCUAUGGACGCGGUCUAUUUUCGUAAUCCAUCAGACCAAUACAAUAUGAAAGUUGUCGAACGUGAAUUACUGAAAGCCUACACGGGUUUUCGUCCGAUAGGAGAUGGAGCAGAUUACAAAUUUGGUAUUGCUACUGGAAACUGGGGUUGUGGAGCUUUUAAUGGCGAUAAACAAUUGAAAGGUAUCGGUUGA